AAGCACAUCGAAUUUGAGAGACGGGCUACCAAGGGACCCGUAUUCGUGUCCGGCGGCGGUGCAAGCGAUCAGGACGUGCAUGGCCAUGGCACUCAUGUCGCGGGCACAAUCGCAAGCCGGGCAUACGGGGUGGCCAAGCAAGCAAACGUGGUAGCCGUUAAGGUGUUCAGCGAUGUAACGGGGUUUGCGCAGACUAGUGACAUCAUCAAGGCGCUUGAAUGGGUCGUCGGCGACGUCGAUUUGCAUAGAAUCAAAGGCCGCGCUGUGGUAAACCUCAGUUUGGGAGGCGGACCCAGUGCAGCUUUGGAUGGUGCCGUUGCAUCCACUGUCCGCCGUGGGGUGGUGGUCUGUUCUCCUGCUCGCGAGCCGCUUGCCAUCACUGUCGGUGCAACAGAUAUCAACGAUGUGUUUGCCCCCUUCUCAAACUUCGGAAAGAUGAUCGAUAUUGUUGGUCCUGGCGUCGAUAUUCUCUCCUGCUGGAAGGACAACCCAACAGCAAUUAAGAGAAUCAGUGGCACGUCUAUGGGCAACACGACUCCACACAUUGCUGGCGUUGCUUGCUGCCUCCUGAGUGAUGCCACCUGGCGUGGCGAUGGCCGCAGCCCUUUCGAGGUGAUGUCGAAGAUUCUUAUUCUCGCCGACAAAGGCGACAUCAGUGGAAUUGCUCCUGGAACCGUUAGGGACAGGACAAUUAACGCGUUGGUGCACAAUACCACUACUCCUACGGACUGUAGUUUGCAAUAUCGGAUGAUUUCUUUGCCUAGGGGCUUUCCGUGCAACUCAGGGACAGAUUGGAAAUAA
Molecule: messenger RNA, 801 nt
Organism: Microdochium trichocladiopsis
Lineage: Eukaryota; Fungi; Ascomycota; Sordariomycetes; Xylariales; Microdochiaceae
Product: peptidase S8/S53 domain-containing protein
Exons: 5
Biological process (GO): proteolysis
Molecular function (GO): serine-type endopeptidase activity
Source: RefSeq, a predicted model, not a curated record